Messenger RNA from Fusarium keratoplasticum, 1662 nucleotides. RefSeq lists its product as uncharacterized. The record is from RefSeq and is a predicted model, not a curated record. Lineage: Eukaryota; Fungi; Ascomycota; Sordariomycetes; Hypocreales; Nectriaceae. The coding region runs from base 1 to 1662 and encodes 553 amino acids. The transcript has a single exon.
AUGAAGCUUCAUCAGGUCGUCGCUGUCCUCAGCUUCAUUGCUGCCGGCGCCUCUGCCACCCCUGAAGGCUAUGGUGACAAGGACAAAGACGUCAAAUACGGCAACAAUUACGGCAACAAGUACGGCAACAACUACGGCAACAAGUACGGAAACAACUACGGCAACAAGUACGGCAACAACUAUGGCGACAAGUAUGGCCAUGACAAGGAUGGCAAGGACGGCAAGGACGGCAAGGACGGCUAUGGCAAGGACCACAACAAGGACGGCAAAGACAAGUACGGCAAGGAUGGCCAUGACAAGGACGGCCAUGACAAGGACGGCAAGGACGGCUAUGGCAAGGACGGCUAUGGCAAGGACGGCUAUGGCAAAGACGGCCAUGACAAGUACGGCCACGGAAAGGAUGGCUACGGCAAGGACGGCUAUGGCAAGGACGGCUAUGGCAAGGACGGCAAGGACAAGUACGGCCACGGAAAGGAUGGCUACGGCAAGGACGGCUAUGGCAAGGACGGCAAGGACAAGUACGGCCACGGAAAGGAUGGCUACGGCAAGGAUGGCGACAAGUACGGUCAUGGCAAGGGCGGCUAUGGCUACGGCCACGGCAAGGACAAGUGCAAGACCUACGAGUGGGACAUUGGCCGCUGCAACUGGUGCCCCUACAAGCCCUACCACCCCCGCGACUUGGAUGGCCUUGAGGCUCGUGGCGACUACGGUUACGGAAACGGCUACGGCUACGGCCACAAGACCUGCAAGAAGACCUGCCCCGACAACAAGAAGAAGUGCAAGAAGCAGUCCUGGGACUACUCCAAGCCUACUUACUCCGGCACCUUUGAGGAAUCUGUUACUUGUGAGGGUGGUGACUCUUACAAGGUGAAGGGCAAGAUCGCACCCUGCGGCGACUGGGGCAAGUAUGGCAGCAAGCAGUGCCUCUUUGUCGAGUACGCCGACUGGGACAAGUGGAGCGACAAGACAGCCUACCUGGGCAUCUACACCACCGAGACCCAGGGCCCCAAGUACAAGAAGAAGCUCAACUUCACCAAGGACUACUGCAAGGGCAACAAGUGCGUCGUCCCUCUCGACAAGUUCCCCGGAUGGCCCAAGCUCUGCGGCAAGAGCGUCUGGGUUGGCAUCGACGACGACCAGUGCAAGCCCAAGAAGGGUCACGGCUAUGGUGGCUAUGGCAAGGAUAAGUACGGCAAUGACAAGUACGGCAACAAGUACGGCCACGAUGAUGACAAGUACGGCAAGGACAAGGAUGGAAAGGACAAGUAUGGCCAUGAUGAUGACAAGUACGGCAAGGACAAGGAUGGCAAGAACAAGUAUGGCAACAACAACAACUACGGCAACGGAAACAAGGACAAGCGCGACAACGACGACAAGUACGGUAACAACAACAACAACUACGGAAACAACUACGGCAACAACAACUACGGCAACAACAACUACGGCAACAAGGACGGCAACAAGGACGGCAACAAGGACGGCAACAAGUAUGGCAACAACUACGGCAGCAACUACGGUAACCACUACGGUAACAACGACGACAACAACAACUACGGAACCGACCGAUAUGGCAGCCACGGCCGCAACUACGUCAAGUACAUCGAGCUUGACAUCACCUGCACCUACCCCAAGAAGUGCACUGCUUGGUGCUGCUGCGCUUAA